AUGCUCUUUGAACGAAAUCUUGAAAAGAAGGCUGGCUCGUUAGACGAAGCGCUGGACAGCACACACGCGGCCAGUAUCGUCCAGCAAUCAGCUUUCGACCCAGACAACGGCUUGAAGCGUGGCUUGAAGAACCGCCACGUCUCGCUCAUUGCGCUUGCUGGGAUCAUUGGCCCCGGCAUCUUGAUUGGGGCCGGUGGGGCGUUACAUAGCGGUGGCCCCGCGUCGCUCAUCAUCGGGUUUGGGGUCGUCGGGAUUCUUGCCUUUUCGGUGAUGCAAUCGUUGGGUGAGUUGAGCACGAUGUACCCCUCUGGUGGGGCCUUUUCCACACUCUGUAACAAGUUCGUGGACCCCGCGUUCGGGGCUGCCGUCGGCUGGAACUACGUAAUUGUGUGGAUCGCCGUAUUAUCCAAUGAAUAUAACUCUGUUUCGUCCAUUAUGCAGUAUUGGGGCCCUCAGGUGCCCCUCUACGGGUAUAUUUUGAUGUUCUGGGCGUUAUUCAUGGCGUUUCAGUUCCUUGGGGUGGAAGCCUUCGGUGAAUUAGAGUUCUGGUUGGCGUUGUUCAAGAUUGUGGGCUUAAUCACCUUCUACAUCUUCUCCAUAAUCUACAUUUCUGGAGGAUUACCCCACCAGAAGGCGUUUGGUUUCGAGUACUGGAACAACCCUGGCGCCUUUGCGGAUGGGUUUAAGGGUGUGGUGUCUGUCUUUGUCUUCUGCUCCACCUUCUACUCCGGAACCGAAAGUGUUGCCAUUGCUGCUUCCGAAAGCCGUAACCCGUCUGUGGCUGUGCCGUCUGCCAUCAGACAAACCUUCUGGAGAAUCCUCGUGAUCUAUAUGGGUGUUGCAGUCUUCUACGGUGUUACCGUUCCAUGGAACGACGAUAACUUGAUGGGCUCUUCCAGAACCCUCAAGUCGCCAAUCACCAUUGCCUUGACCCGUGCCGGUUGGGGGUCCUCCCCCCACUUGGUCAACGCGUUCAUCUUGGUGACGUGCAUCUCUGCGGUUAACUCUUCGAUCUACAUCGGCUCGCGCUCCAUCAUCAACCUUGCGAAUGAGGGCCUGGCUCCGAAAUUCCUCACCUACGUCAACAAGCGCGGGGUCCCGGUCUGUGCAGUCGUUUUGAUGAACUUGUUUGGGCUUUUGUCGCUCAUGAACGUUUCCACCGGUGCCGCCAAUGCCUACAGCUACAUUGUUAAUCUCUCUGGUGUGUCUGUGUUUAUUGUCUGGGGCUCCAUUAACUUUGCUCACCUCCGCUUCAGAAGAGCGUUAAAGUUACAGGGCGUUUCCACGGACAUUUUACCGUAUAAGGCUGCGUGGUUCCCGUGGUUGUCAUACGUGGGGCUCUUUGGGAACGUGUUUUUGGGUUUGAUCCAAGGCUGGUCUUACUUCAAGCCAUUCGACGCUGGUAACUUUGUGGACGCGUACAUCUUGUUGCCAGUAUUUGUGAUCAUUUUCUUCCUUAUCAAGUUGAUCAAUAAGACCAAAUGGGUCAAUCUCGCGGAGGUUGACUUGGACGAAGGCAGAAGAAAGGACUUGGAUGGUGUGGAUGCCGAGACCUUGAUCGACAGCGAGGGUUUUGACAAGGCGGAAAAGAAGUUCACAUGGAAAUCUUUGUUUUCCUGGAUGUAAGGUGGU
Messenger RNA from Babjeviella inositovora NRRL Y-12698, 1632 nucleotides. RefSeq names its product Agp3p (gene AGP3). Gene Ontology annotation, molecular function: amino acid transmembrane transporter activity. Lineage: Eukaryota; Fungi; Ascomycota; Pichiomycetes; Serinales. The transcript has a single exon. Bases 1 to 1626 code for a protein of 541 amino acids. Gene Ontology annotation, cellular component: membrane. The record is from RefSeq and is a predicted model, not a curated record. Gene Ontology annotation, biological process: amino acid transmembrane transport.